Ilyonectria robusta is the source of this 762-nucleotide messenger RNA. RefSeq lists its product as uncharacterized. The record is from RefSeq and is a predicted model, not a curated record. NCBI's taxonomy places the organism in Eukaryota, Fungi, Ascomycota, Sordariomycetes, Hypocreales, Nectriaceae. The transcript has a single exon. Bases 1 to 762 code for a protein of 253 amino acids.
AUGCCAACGCGAAAUCAACACGCCAGUGGCGGAUUUGUCCAUUCCGAACCGAUGGUCAAUGAGAUGCAACCUGUGGGGCGAGCACUUCCGGCUCUGUGUCCAGUCCUCCCCCUUACCAUUAAUCUUCCCGCCCCCGUCACAAAGACGAUCCCAAAUAUCUCAAGAUUAUACUUACAUUGGGAUCAAACAACUGCAAGUGAAUCCAUCGAGGACGUAACAAUGAAUCAUACCGACAAGCAGCAGCCUCCACAGACUCCGUCCCAUCAACAAAGUGCCUACCCAGAUAAGCACCCUCAACCCCUCCAACAGGGCGCGCACCCAACCCAUCGCCUCCAAAACCCCGCCUGCCCAGAUCAACAUCCUCAACUCCUCCAACAAGGCGCCUGCUGGGAUUAUCUUCCUAUUUUUCUCCUGCUGCAAAGCGUCUCUGCGAUCCCACUACCUCAGCCCAUCCACCGAAGCACCGAUGAUAUAUGCUGGAACGAGGAAGUGGAAUGGGCAAGAUAUUACAAAACUGCAAUUAAAAUGCGAGAUAAUCUACCGUCGAUGUACGACAAUGGUCCUGGGACUUCAAAAUAUGGCUUCCGGGAUAAGAAUGGCAUAACUGGGCUCUUUGCGAUGAAUGGGGCAGAUAUAGUCUACACCGCAAACUGGGUAGUCUUCAUCGAUAUAAGAAAUGGGUUCCUCUACAUGCCCAAGGGGCAGCCAGCAACGGACCCUUCAGAUUCUUUAGACACAUUUCUCUCCAUUGUCAAUGGAUGA